UGAAUCUGGGCAGUAGCCCAAUAUCAAGUGAUAUAUUUUCAUUUUGAUAUAUUUUCAACUAUGUAUGUACGUAUGUACAUAUGUACAUACUAGGUUAAGCAGUGAAAUGUUGGAAAUCAGUAGGUGUUCGCUCUAUUUUUGCUUAGACGAAGCGUUUUCCGUCCUUACGAAUUCAAAAUACGGGCCAAGCGUUAAUCCCAACUUCUGAGACUUUCUCUGCUUGUAACGCAUGUAACGGUAUAUAUUUUAGUAUGAAUAUAGGCGUGCAUGCACGAAAGAAUGCGCGGUGACAAGCAAUUGAAAAUCCGAAUUACUUUUAUAUUGUAAGCGAUUAGCACUUUGUACAUAUCAAAAAAUGAGUGAGAUUGAGAGGAAGGAAGAAGAGACAAUCGAGGCCAAAACAUUUAGUGGAUUAAUAUUACAUACGAAAGUGAAAGUAAUAUUUAACACACUUUUGUACGUGGUAUUAGGGCCAGUAUUAUUAUAUGGAAUUUUACAUGCAAUUUUACACUGGCAAAGUCACUGUAUUUCGUCUGAAACUAAAACUGUCACAAUAGAAAAAGAAGCACCAAUUUUUUGGAUUUACGCCAACAAUACCGAAACUGGAUAUUUAAGACACGUACUGCUUGUACUUGAGCGACUUGGGUUUCAACGUGGCAGCAGAGAAUCCAGCUGGGAUCUGCUGUGGGCUCAUGAUUAUCCAUUUACUACGAUAUCAAAUGAUCUAACUAAUUUAAAACGUCAUCAGAAAGUCAAUCAUUUUCCUGGCUGUGGAUAUAUUACAAAUAAAGUACUCUUAUCUACAACGGAAGGAAAACACCUUCCUGCUGCUUUCAAAAUUCCAGAUGACGCAGAUACAUUUCUAAAAUAUGUUGCUCAUAAUCCAAAUAAGUCCUUUGUGCAAAAAUCCAACUCUCAUAGAGGAAUUAAGAUCUAUGAAACCAGUGAGUUAAAUCUUGCUGCUAAGGAUACUUUCAUCCAAGAAUUUAUUGAACGACCGUAUUUGGUAGAUGGAUACAAAUUUGACAUCGGAGUAUAUACAGUUAUAACUUCCGUUGACCCAUUAAGGGUAUAUACCUAUAAAGGGGAUGUUUUGUUCAGAUUUUGUCCAGUAAAAUAUUAUCCAUUUGAUCCUGAGAACGUGGACAAAUAUGUAGUCGGCGAUGACUAUCUGCCUAUUUGGAAAGUACCUUCAUUGCAAAAUUAUUAUUCAAAACUAGGGUUUUCGAUGAAAGAUUCAUUUGAUGCGUAUGUAAAGUCAAGAGGGGAAGAUCCUUGGAAAGUGUGGCAUAACAUUCACGAGGCUAUAAGAGAUAUAACUCUGAAGAAAGAGGCUCAAAUUAAACAAGUUGUGAAUAGAUAUGGAAAUGGACGAAAUUUCUUUGAAUUAGUCAGAUUUGAUUUUUCUUUGGAUGAAAACCUAAACGUCUUUACAAUGGAAGCAAACAUGUCCCCAAAUUUAUCAUCUGCUCAUUUCCCUCCAAAUCAGUUACUGUAUGAACAAGUAUUGUUUAAUUUAUUUGCAUUAGUUGGAAUUGGUCAACGGGUCAAAAAAAAUUCGUUGAGCAUAAGAACAGUAAAAGAACAGGAGAUGGAAGUGGCUGAUAAAAAUAUUGUAAUUGCGCCUGAACUUUGCGCAUUAUGUGAAGAUUGUUUUCGUCUAGAGUGUCAGCUUUGCAAACCAUGUUUUACGGAUGAAAUGAAAUUAAUAUUAACGCAAAGCUAUCUUGAAAAUCAGAAUAAAAUGGAUUACUACCGAAUUUUCCCUCCUUCGGUAACAGAAAUUAAUAAUAUGUCAUUGACAAACUAUACAUUGAAAAAUCAGUUACUUAUGCGAUGGUACCAAAGAAAAUGUGAGAGCGAUUUUACAUGGUGUACGUAAGUAUAAAUUAAUUUAACAUUAUUUUUGGAAGACUUAAGACAGUACAAAAUAUCUUAUCCAGAAGUAAUACAUAAUUUAUGAAUGUUUUUAUAACUAACAUUUUAUACAAGUAAUUUUUCUCUGAUUAUGUAUAUUAUAAGUUGUACAAAUAUGAAUGUAAUUCAUUAUUUUUGUGUACCUUAAUACAUUUAUAUUUAAUAAUAACCUGAAGUCAAAUAAUGAAUAAAGGUCCUCAGAAAUUA
Messenger RNA from Orussus abietinus, 2124 nucleotides. It is a transcript of the gene TTLL15, whose product is annotated as tubulin polyglutamylase TTLL6. Lineage: Eukaryota; Metazoa; Arthropoda; Insecta; Hymenoptera; Orussidae. The transcript is spliced from 4 exons. Gene Ontology annotation, biological process: protein modification process. The record is from RefSeq and is a predicted model, not a curated record. The coding region runs from base 356 to 1882 and encodes 508 amino acids.